Messenger RNA from Closterium sp. NIES-65, 1953 nucleotides. NCBI's taxonomy places the organism in Eukaryota, Viridiplantae, Streptophyta, Zygnematophyceae, Desmidiales, Closteriaceae. The record is from the annotation of a GenBank genome assembly.
AUGUUCAAAGCUACAUUGCCAAAUACGCUCUGGUUUGAGGGCGGAGCCACUCGCUGCGCAGUUCACCUCGCCAAAUGGAAAAGGCAAGAUGGACGCCCUGUCAGGCUUUGCAAGGACGUGUCCCCGAAAGUCCGUGAAGAAGUGCGUGCCAUAUACGAAAACAAGGAGGAAAACAAGAGCAUGAAACGAGGGGCGGCUGCUGCAGCACUCGACUCCGUGCUGGGUGCGGUCACUGCUUGUGCAGAGAAGAAGGGGAAGAUAACAGAAUUCUUCGGCGACGAGGCAACGUGCGCCAAGGAGGACGCGGAUAACGCGCUUUGCCUAAUGAUCUCGGCGCUGAAGCUUCAAGAGCGCAUCGUGGAUGAUCCGGUCUUCCGCUACGCGGUCCAGUGCUUUGCGCGCGCGGGACCGGGGUAUGUUCCCCCCAAGAAGGGCUACGUUGGAGGGGCGGGCUUGAAGAAAGUGCGGCAGAAAAUGGAAGCAGCGCUCACCCCCGUUGCCGCGAGCUGGAAGCGGGACGGUGUCACCGUGUCGUCGGACAUGAUGACCGACCGUUGUGGCCGCCCGCAGGCCAACAUACUCCUUGUCAACGUCUCAGGCGCAGUUUUCGAGCAGGCCGUGGACUGCAACAUGGAGUCGAAGACGGGGGGGUACAUCGCCAGCCUUCUCCGCCCCGUCAUUGAUAAGGUGGGGCCGGAGAAUGUGGUGGCGGUCUGCACCGAUGGCGGCAGCAACUAUGCAUCGGCAGCGCGGAAGAUUGCGGGCACAUGGCCGCACAUUGAGCAUGUGCCAUGUGCCACGCAUGUCCUGGACCUAUUAAUGGAAGAUGUGGGCAAAAUGGGAUGGGCGAAGGGGCUUGUGGAGAAAGGAGGGGAGAUGAUUACCUUCGUGCGCAACCACCACUUCACCCGUGCCUAUAUGAAGAAAGUGGGGGGGAAGCAGGUGCUCAAGCCUGCGGGAACCAGGUUCGGGACACAAUACAUAGCCAUGGCCCAGCUAUGUGAGGUGAGGAGUGGGCUGGCGGCGAUGGUGUUCAGCGACGAGUGGAAGGUGUGGGCAGCGGGGGACAAGGAUAGGAAGACUGCAGCCGAGAAAUUCAGGGCUGCUGUGAUGGAUGAGGAGUGGGGGGGGGUGGCGGAGUUCUUUUCCUCUCUCAUGGCGGUGCCAUUCAAGGCCAUGCGGGCCACGGACUCUUCCGCGAACGGCAUGAUGGGUAAGCUGUAUAACAUUAUGCUACAGCUUACCGAGGACAUCAAUGACAAGCUCGACGCUUCAGGCGACUUCUUGACUCGGACAGAGAGGGCAGACAUCACCAAGAUUGUGAAGGACAGGAACGAUGUGGAGUGCACGAGGGUGUUCAAGGACUACAUCGAGCGCCACUAUGACCACGUCUCCUUCAGGCGCGGCAAGGAUGGUGCCCCUCACCGCGCCUCCCUUGUGCUGCAGGAGGCAUUGCUGGCCUACAUCAACUUGGAGGGCAGUUUUGGCAAGCUGAGCGCCAUAGCUGCAAGGGAGGCAGUGAAGAAAGGGGAGAUGAGCAUGGUGCAAUGGUGGUCGUGGCACAGCACCGAGUACCCUGAGCUUGCCACCCUCGCAUGCCGGAUUCUCACUCAGCCCGUCUCGGCUUCUUCAUGCGAACGUGGUUGGGCGCAGUGGGAAGGCGUCCACACCGCCCGCCGCAACCGCCUCGGGUCCGCCAAGUGUGCGGACCUGGUUUACAUUGCGCACAACUGGAACGUUGUGCGCAAUUGGUACAACAAGGAUGGGGCCAGCACGGAUGUGCCCGGGAACAUCCCGGAUGCCCCUAUUCCCCGCGGCUACAACAUGGACGAGGAGGAGGAGGAUGACCUGUUGGGGGGGGAAGGAGAUGAUGCAGUGCUGGCGGAUGAGUAUGGGGAAGGGGUGGUGGUGGAAAAGCCCCGCAAAGAAAUAGGCUGUGGGGAAGCUCGCUAG